AUCUUUAUCAGCAUGUCAUCAUCAGAAGCAGGCCCAUCGAGGCGAAAAGGAGGCAAAGAUGGUAACAAAAAAGGAAAUGGACGUCACAGUGAAGAAGCACUGGCAAAACAAGACAACAGUAUCUCUCGAGCCACUGCAUUACCCCCUUCAUUAUCCCAAACAACACCUUUGCCAGAUGCAACAGCACCUAAGAGAUAUCAAAAGAUUAAAGAUAAGAAACUGCGAUCACAUCUAAACGAUGUCCAUCUCAAUCAAAAGAGAGCAGCACAACAUGCAAAGGAUGUAAACGAAUAUCUUUAUUCUUCUGCAGUCGGAGAAGAAUCUGGUUUGAUAGAGACAGAAGAUGCGCUGGAACGUACGGCAAAGGUUACACAAGGGCAGAUCAAGGACAGCGUAUCCGUAGAUGCAGCCAAUAAAUCAUUCUCUCUUGAUCUUUCUGGAGGAAAGUCUAACGCAGGCCGAGGACCCUAUCGCUCGUCUUAUACUCGAAAUGGUAGACAUCUUCUACUGGGAGGAAGGAAAGGUCAUUUAGCAGCCAUGGAUUGGCAAACGGGAAAGCUAAUGUGCGAGAUUAACGUCAAUGAAACCAUACGAGAUGUCACAUGGCUUCACAAUACAUCCUUCUUUGCCGUUGCACAGAAGAAGUACACCUACAUAUACGAUAAUCAAGGAACGGAAAUACAUCGACUACAGAAGCAUACAGAUGUCAAUCGAAUGCAGUUCUUGCCUUAUCACUUUCUCUUGGCAACUGUCGGACAUGCUGGAUUUCUACGCUAUCAAGAUACAUCAACAGGUAAUAUCGUUGCAGAACAUCGAACUGGACUUGGACCAUGCUCUACGAUGGCGCAAAAUCCAUUAACAGCAGUCAUUCAUCUCGGCCACUCAAAUGGUACAGUCACCCUUUGGACACCCAACCUCUCUUCACCUGCGUUGAAGAUGUUGGCUCAUCGUGGACCUGUAAGCGGGAUAAGUGUAUCUGCCAGAUCGGGUGGACGCGAAAUGGCAACGAGCGGAAUGGAUGGCAGUGUAAAAGUGUGGGAUGCUCGAAUGCUAGGAAAAGGUGCUGUACGUGAAUGGAUAAGUAGAAGACCUGCUACUGAUAUCACAUACAGUCAAAGAGGACUUUUGGGCGUUGCUUGGGGUAACCAUGUAAGCGUGUACAAUACACAAAAAGCAAUGGGCAAAGCACCUCCAGGACCAUAUCUGACAAACGGAUUCCCAAAAGGUGAACCGAUUCAGGUAAACUUUUGCCCGUUUGAAGAUGUUUUAGGUGUGGCACAUUCGAAUGGAUUUGAUUCGUUAAUCGUGCCAGGAUCGGGUGAGCCAAGAUUCGAUUCAAGCGAAUUGGAUCCAUUCGAAGGUCGUCAAAGCCGUCGCGAGAGAGAAGUACGGUCAUUGCUCGAUAAAAUUCGACCAGAAACAAUCACUUUGGAUCCUGAUAUGUUGGGUCAAUUGAACGUAGAGGCAGACGAGAAUUAUGCGCCAGAAAACAACAAGAACAAGCUACCACGUUCGGCUGAUGGAAGACCUUUUGCUCGACUUACAAGAAUGGAACGCUUGCGGUUGCAAGGUAAGGCAGAUGAAGGUGAAGGUGCUGUCGUUGAUGAAGUUCGUCAACGGUUGCAUCGUGAAGGUGAAGCUGAACAAGACAACGCCAGCAAUGGCUCUGAACAUGAUGACGAUGAUGCACUCUUUGAUGGAAAAGGUACUGUUGAAAGUCGGGACUGGAACGACCCUACUUACAUCGGAAAAGGCAAAGAUCGAUCAAAGCGUAAGAUGCGCGGAAGAGACGGCGCACAAAAGAGAGUCGCUAUCAAACGAAGCAAAAAUGUUGAUGAUAUCAAUUCAGCUGCUUUACGUGCAAAGAAUGAAGGUAUCAAACAAGCCCGAAAGGAUCAAGAUGAAGAUGGUGAUGCUCAGCCCCGUACUGCUUUGGAUUAUUUCUCUCGUAGAUCACGCAAAUGAGCUUAUUUUAAUGUACAAAGUUUAGCAAUGAAUUAUGUUUAGUAU
Messenger RNA from Meira miltonrushii, 2010 nucleotides. Its product is annotated as BING4CT-domain-containing protein. Gene Ontology annotation, cellular component: nucleolus; small-subunit processome; 90S preribosome. Gene Ontology annotation, molecular function: protein binding. The record is from RefSeq and is a predicted model, not a curated record. The transcript has a single exon. The coding region runs from base 13 to 1965 and encodes 650 amino acids. NCBI's taxonomy places the organism in Eukaryota, Fungi, Basidiomycota, Exobasidiomycetes, Exobasidiales, Brachybasidiaceae. Gene Ontology annotation, biological process: maturation of SSU-rRNA from tricistronic rRNA transcript (SSU-rRNA, 5.8S rRNA, LSU-rRNA).